CUUACUUCCCAAGGGAAAUGAAAGACCAAACUUAUUAUACUUAAUCAAAUGCCACUUCUUCUCCAUUUCUACUCCCUCAAUAAUAAAUACCUUCUAAGUUCUAAUAUUAUUUAUAUAUCAACCAGGGCGGCCAAAUAAACUAAACUAAUACCCAGGUGGUAAUAGCCAACCAAGUAGAAGAGCCCCAUUCCCCUGCUUAUAUGCCCACCCCACCAAACCAAAAGAACCCAAAGAAACAGUUAAGAGGAAGGGAGAAAGAAGUAGAGACCACCCUUCUCAUGGACCUUAGAAGAAGGUCCAAAUCCGUACCUACGCCGCCGAAACGCCACCACAAGCCGGAGGUUCUUCUCGGCCGGUACGAGCUCGGCCGCCUCCUCGGCCGCGGUACCUUCGCCAAGGUGUACUACGCCCGCUCCCUCGCCGACGGCUCCGGCGUCGCCGUCAAGGUCCUCGACAAGCCCGAAAUCAUCGAGACCGGCAUGGCCCCACGGGUCCUCCGCGAAGUCUCCGCCAUGCGCCGCCUCUCUCAUCCGAAUAUCCUCAAGCUCCACGAGGUCAUGGCGACCAAGUCCAAGAUAUACCUGGUCAUGGAGCACGCCGCCGGCGGCGACCUCCUCUCCCUCCUGGCCCGCCGGGGCCGCCUCGCCGAGCCCGUUGCCCGCCGCUACUUCCAGCAGCUCGUGGCCGCCCUGCGCUACUGCCACGCCCGCGGCAUCGCCCACCGCGACGUCAAGCCGCAGAACCUCCUCCUCGACCGCCACGGCAACCUCAAGGUCUCCGACUUCGGCCUCUCCGCCCUCCCCGACCAGCUCGGAGACGACGGCCGCCUCCGCACCGCCUGCGGCACCCCGGCCUACACCGCGCCGGAGAUCGUCCGGCGGAAGGGCUACGACGGCGCCAAGGCCGACGCGUGGUCGUGCGGCGUCAUCCUCUUCGUGCUGCUCGCGGGGUCGCUGCCGUUCGACGACGCCAACAUCGCGGUCAUGUACAAAAAGAUCCAGAAGCGGGAGUACGAGUUCCCGCCGUGGAUCUCCGGGUCGGCACGGCGGCUGGUGGCGAGGCUGCUGGAUCCGAACCCGGAGACGAGGAUGACGAUCGAGGCUCUGGCGGAUCACCCUUGGUUCAAGAGAUCGCUCAGUCUGGACUCCCAGCUGAGCCUGAUGGACCUGCCACCCAGCGCUGGCGCCGGCGCCGCUACGGCCAUGAACGCUUUCGACAUAAUAUCGCUGUCGUCGGGACUGGAUUUGUCGGGCUUGUUCGACGACGGGAAGAAGAGGGAGAAGCGGUUCACGUCGACGGCGUCGGUGGAGACGAUCAUGCGAAGGAUCGAGGAGAUUGGUGCAAAAUUGGGGUACUUGGUGGAGAGGAGGAAGGGAGGGGCAGUGGGGUUGGGGAGGUGGGGGUCGGUGGUGUUGGUGGUGGAGGUGUCGGAAGUGGUGUCGCCGCUGCUUCUGGUGGAGGUGAGGGUGGACGACGGCAGCGCAGGUGACACAGAGGAAUUUGGUUGGGGAGAAUUGAAGGCAGAGCUUGGGGACAUUGUUUUUGCUUGGCAUAGUAAGGAGGAUUCAUGAGGGUAGAAGGGGACUCCAAAUUGGCUGUAAUAUUAGUGUAGAUAUUGUGUUUGCUAGAAUACAGAGGAAAUGUUGGGUUUGAUGCACUAGAAUUUUCUUUCUUUGUUUUUCUUUUGUUUUUUUUUUUUUGGUUUGUUUUGCUAUUUGUGGUCAUGGGAUAGAUGAUGGAUUGGGAUUGAGCAUUAGUUCCUUGCCAAUUGGAGAGGUCUCAAAGUCAGCAAUUAGGUAUGGGAAAGAGAAUACUGGUGGGGAAAUGAGUCUCAAGUGUCAGAACAGUCCAAAGCUCCAGUGUAUCUGUUGACAUCCGCGCAGGCGUAGAAACUUAUGCAAACGAAAACUGGAUUUGUUUCAUGCUGUUUCUUUGCAAAAUAAUAAUAAUAAUAAUCACUCCCCAUGUUUAUAUGUAAAAAGGCUUGUGCUCCUCUUAUUUUGUUUAAAACCAAGUAUCUUUUUUUUUUUCCCCUUCUUAGGAUGAAUUCGAUAGCUCAAUUUUUUUUUUUUUUUCACUUUGGCAAGAAAUAAUAAAAUAAUAAAUGUAAUCCUUGAUUAUCUUA
Elaeis guineensis (African oil palm) is the source of this 2125-nucleotide messenger RNA. RefSeq names its product CBL-interacting protein kinase 7. Gene Ontology annotation, molecular function: ATP binding; protein serine/threonine kinase activity. NCBI's taxonomy places the organism in Eukaryota, Viridiplantae, Streptophyta, Magnoliopsida, Arecales, Arecaceae. Gene Ontology annotation, biological process: signal transduction; protein phosphorylation. The record is from RefSeq and is a predicted model, not a curated record.